Centruroides sculpturatus (bark scorpion) is the source of this 1476-nucleotide messenger RNA. RefSeq names its product exonuclease 3'-5' domain-containing protein 2-like (gene Exd2). The transcript is spliced from 8 exons. Bases 47 to 1360 code for a protein of 437 amino acids. Lineage: Eukaryota; Metazoa; Arthropoda; Arachnida; Scorpiones; Buthidae. The record is from RefSeq and is a predicted model, not a curated record.
GGGGGUGUUUGUUUGUUUGAAAACGUGGUUAGAAAAGCACGUGUUUAUGUUUUCUUGGAAGAAACUCGCCUUUUCUCUUAGUACAGCUACAGCUGUUAUAGGUGUUGUCUUGCUAUAUAAAUUUUUUAGAAGGAAAAAGGGUUUGCAUCAUAAAAUUUAUAUCUGUAGUUGCUUAGAAGAUUGGGAAAAGAUUGAAGAUGAAUUUACUUCAGCAUGCAUUACACNUUCAGGACUCGUAAAAUAUGCUGCACAAGAUGCUAUAGUUUCUGCACGAAUAUUUGAAGAGAUAAUGAGGUGGAAGUUGUCAAAAAACCUACCACAACAUUCAAGUUCAAAGACAGAAGCAGAUAUGUUAUAUGAAGAGGCUCUCUUUAUUUGUUCUGAUAUUAUUGAUCUACCAUAUAAAAAUAAAAGUAAACCUUCUUCAAUGACAUCUCAAAGUAAGGAUGGAUUAGUGAGAAAAUUUGAUGAAAGUAAAGGCUAUUCCACACGCAACAAACCAUUUUAUCAUAAUUGUCAAUUGCAAGCACCUGAUGGUGAGCCUCUUUGUGUAUGUAAUACCAAAAAAAUCAAUUGGUACUUGAGUAAAAAUUUGGCAAUUAAAAUACAGGAUGACCCUUUAAUUGUUCGUCUCAACUUUGAACCUGCCGGAAGACCUAUAUUGGAUAAUGUUUAUUACACUCACGAAAAAGAAAAUUGUUGUGUAGUUUGUGGAAAAUCAAAUUCUUUUAUUAAAAAGAAUAUAGUGCCUCAUGAAUACAGAAAAUAUUUUCCAAAUCUGAUGAAAGAUCACUUGUCUCACGACAUCUUGUUACUAUGUGUUAGUUGCCAUAAAAGAAGUAACGCUUACGAUCUAGAGUUACGUAGACAACUUGUAAAAGAAUGUGAUGCUCCCCUGGGUUCUCAAGAUAACAUCAGACUCCAAACAGAUCCAAUUCGUUUAAAGGUUCAUUCUGCUGCAAAAGCAUUGGUCAGGAGUGGAGCUAAUCUCCCGAAUAAUCGAAAAAUAGAGCUAGAGAGCUUGGUCAAAACUUUUUAUGAGUUGGAAGAAAUCACCCCCGAAAUUUUAGAAGAAGCAGCGAAUAUGAAUACUAAGGUUGAGAAUCAGAAUUAUAUACCACAUGGUCAAAAAGUGGUUGAACACGUGUCGAAGAACGGGGGUUUAAUAGCUUUCGAAAGUAGGUGGAGAAAACACUUUCUGGACACAAUGAAACCUGAAUAUCUUCCACAAAUGUGGUCUGUGGAUCACAAUCAUCAACGACUUUUACUUCAAGUUAAGAAAGGAAAUGUUGACUUUGACUUAUCCGUUCUUGGUAUAUCGCAAGAUGAUAUCGAUGGCAUCCAUGAUGGUGAUGAAUGACUGUUUAUCCUCAUCAAAAAACUAUAAUAUUUUAAGUUGUACAAAUUUUGUUUUUUACAUAUAAUUUAUUUUGUAUUAAAACGAUUCGGCAUUAAAAUAAAAUCAUUUAAAAAAAA